This is a messenger RNA of Fulvia fulva, 942 nucleotides long. RefSeq lists its product as uncharacterized. Gene Ontology annotation, biological process: proteolysis. The record is from RefSeq and is a predicted model, not a curated record. The transcript has a single exon. The coding region runs from base 1 to 942 and encodes 313 amino acids. Lineage: Eukaryota; Fungi; Ascomycota; Dothideomycetes; Mycosphaerellales; Mycosphaerellaceae. Gene Ontology annotation, molecular function: serine-type endopeptidase activity.
AUGUGGUCUCCUCGAAAGACCAGGUCGCAAACUCGCGGUAAAUCGCCAAAUGCAAGCAGUUCCACAGCGGAGCAUGUUGAGAGAGAUGUACAUCCACCGUUGAAAGCGACGAAUACUGCGCCUGUGACUUGGCUACCUCUAAGUUCAGAUGCAAUGCUGAAGCAGGUACAAAGGCUACCGACGCACGAAGCCGAUCUAUUGCUUCUGAAGCAGCGUAAGCUGCAGGACGAGAACGCUCAAGUUCCAACCUUCAUUAAGUCGUCACAGGCAUCUGGCAGAGCCAACGACACGGCGCUGGCUCAAGCGGCAGCAGCAACUCUCGUCUUCGCCCAUGAAGCUGCAGGAACAGCAGUUUGCAUAUCACCGACUGGUCUGAUCUUGACAUGCUCGCACUGCAUUGCAGAAACGAAACAGGACUACAAAAGAGGCAAGAAGUCCUGGCUCCUCUUCACCUCAGGCGAUCCAGUUCAAGCCAGAGCCGUAGCCUGUGAUCCAUAUCGAGACCUCGCCUUACUGCAGGCCAUCGCUGCUCCGUCUUCGUUCACGAAAUUUCCGUUCAUCCGCCUGGCGGCUACGUCACCAAAGCCCAACAGCCAGCUUCUUUGUAUAGGCCAUCCUGGUAGCGAAGAUCUCGAAGCCGACACAUCUGGGAUCGCCACUGACUAUGAUGUACUACACAUCAGCGAAGGUCGUUUUCGUGGGCUGGCUGUAGAUCAGGAUGCCCAGGACAAUUCGGAGAUUGGGGCGCUGAUGCAUGAUUGCUGGACUCAUUGGGGACAUUCGGGUGCGCCGCUUAUUGAGAAAACCAGUGGUAAGCUGAUCGGCUUGCAUUCCAGCUGGGAUGAUGAGACGGGAAUGAGAAGGGGAGUGGGCUGGGAGGCUCUCAAGGCGUUUCUGGACGAGAACGUGAAAGAUCUGGAGCCCUUGGCCCAUGUAAUGUGA